This is a messenger RNA of Aureococcus anophagefferens, 402 nucleotides long. RefSeq names its product expressed protein. NCBI's taxonomy places the organism in Eukaryota, Pelagophyceae, Pelagomonadales, Pelagomonadaceae. The transcript has a single exon. The record is from RefSeq and is a predicted model, not a curated record. The coding region runs from base 1 to 402 and encodes 133 amino acids.
AUGUCGCCCGCGUGCGCCGAAAACGAGAACGAGGACGGCUGGAUGAUGGUCGAGGCGCCGGCCGUGCCGCCCCUGUCCGCGCCGGAGGAGAAGUGGGUCGUCACCGCCGCCGGCACCCACUGCCGCGACCGCUACGUCACGUGCCUCGAGGGCAAGGAGAACGGCGACGGCGACGCGAACAACGGCGCGGAGCCGAACCACGUCGACGACGACUGCAAGAGCGCGCUCUGCGGCUCCGAGGCGAGCCACGGCACCAAGUCGACGACGUCCGCGGGCGAGAUCAAGGCGCGGGCCGCGAAGAAGCCCGUCGUCAACAAGAAGAAGAAGGAGAAGAACGCGCAGAAGAACAACAAGAAGAAGAAGCGGCUCGCUCCGUUCUGCGGCAGGACGCUGUACCCCUGA